Molecule: messenger RNA, 5205 nt
Organism: Scleropages formosus (Asian bonytongue)
Lineage: Eukaryota; Metazoa; Chordata; Actinopteri; Osteoglossiformes; Osteoglossidae
Gene: kif23
Product: kinesin family member 23
Exons: 22
Coding region: 440-3172 (910 amino acids)
Biological process (GO): mitotic spindle midzone assembly; microtubule-based movement
Cellular component (GO): microtubule; nucleus; kinesin complex
Molecular function (GO): microtubule binding; ATP binding; microtubule motor activity
Source: RefSeq, a predicted model, not a curated record
UAUACUUGACCUCUGUAGCAACACUCACUGCCGACUUUGACAUAACCGGUAUCUAUGUGUUCAAUAGUCCUUUUUUUUCAAAACUUAAAGGAGCAGCACAGCUGGGUCACUGACGAUAUUCGAUGCGGGAAACAAGGGCACGUUAAACCUGUAUUAGAACACUUUUUAAAACCGGGCACUCGUGUCUCUUUGUGUUAAAAUACCGCGUACCGCAUUAUAUUCAACUUCCAGUUGUCACUGAAACUGACGGACAAAAACACCGCUCCACUUCCGGCGAACCUGGGUCGGACAUCCGGUGCGUGUAUUGAAAGCUGAUUGGUGGAUUUGAAAAAGACGUUAUGCCAGAGGCGGAGGGAAAAUUCGAACAGAAGCAGAAGGGACGCGUCGGCAGCACAGACGUUGAAACUGUGUGAAGUAGUAAAAACGCAGUAUUUUCACAAUGAUCAGGCCUCUCAAAGGCAAAACUCCCCGCAGACCUGCACCAAAGAAACCAUCAAGCAACCAAAAAGAUCCAGUUGGUGUGUACUGCCGAGUGCGCCCACUGAGUAACGAGGAUGAGGAAUCCUGUAUAGAGGUGAUCAGCAACACCACCAUUCAGCUGCAUGCUCCGGAUGGAAUCAAAGCCAAUAGGAAUGGCGAGUUUAAGGAGACUCAAUAUUCUUUCAAGAAAGUGUUUGGCAUUAAGACGUCUCAGAGGGAGCUGUUUGACGAUGUUGCUAAACCACUUGUAGAAGAUCUCAUUCAUGGUAAAAAUGGUUUGCUUUUCACUUAUGGUGUUACGGGGAGUGGGAAAACUUACACCAUGACAGGAUCAGCCGGACAAGGUGGCCUCCUUCCUCGCUCUUUAGACAUGAUCUUCAACAGCAUAGGCCCAUAUCAGGCCAAAAGAUUUGUAUUCAAGACCGACGACAAGAAUGGCAUGGAGAUUCAAAAUCAAGUUGAUGCUUUACUGGAGAGGCAGAAAAGAGACAGUCAGCAGUCUUUGCUAAAAACUCCAUCAUCCAAGCUAAGAACUGAUCCAGAAUUUUCAGAAAUGAUCAACCCUGGAGAAACCUGCAAAGCAGAGGGAGUAGAUGAGGACAGCAGCUACAGUGUUUUUGUUUCCUACAUAGAAAUAUACAAUAACUACAUCUACGACCUUUUGGAAGAAGGACCGAUAGAUCCAAUUAAACCAAAGUGGAACAUUGGAGGCACACCUCUGCGGAACACUGAGUUCAUACCACCUCAAUCUAAAAUUCUGCGAGAAGAUCAGAAUCACAAUAUGUAUGUGGCUGGGUGUACAGAGGUUGAAGUGAAAUCCACAGAGGAAGCCUUUGAGGUGUUCUGGAAAGGUAUGUUUCAGAGCAGGAACAAUAGUGCUAACAUCACUUCACCUUCUGUAGCUUCUUUAAAUAUUUGCUUGUCUCCAGGGCAGAAGAGAAGGAGGAUUGCAAACACCCAGUUGAAUCGAGAGUCUAGCCGCUCUCACAGUGUGUUCAUUGUCAAACUGGCCCAGGCCCCUUUGGAUGCUGAUGGAGACAAUGUUCUUCAGGAUAAGAACCAAAUCGCUGUAAGCCAGCUGUGUCUGGUGGACUUAGCAGGAAGCGAGCGUACCAGCAGGACCCGAGCCGAAGGAAAUCGGCUGAGGGAAGCAGGAAACAUCAAUCAGUCCUUGAUGACACUGCGCACAUGCAUUGAAGUUCUUCGUGAAAAUCAAAUGUGCGGUACAAACAAGAUGGUGCCAUACAGAGACUCUAAAAUAACACAUCUUUUUAAAAACUAUUUUGAUGGAGAAGGAAAAGUCAGAAUGGUUGUUUGUGUCAACCCUAAUGCAGAGGAUUAUGAGGAAACUAUGCUGGUUAUGCGGUUUGCAGAGAUGACACAGGAAGUAGAGGUGGCACGUCCAGUGGACAGGCCAAUCUGUGCUUUCGCUGCCGGGCGUCGGCAGAGAAACCAGGCCUUCAAGGAAGAGCUCACCCGUCGACUAGAAGAACGUGGAGGACCCGUUAAUGGAGAGACUCCAUUUGUGAUGAAUCAGCUCCUGCAGAGUUUCCCACCACUGCCCCCUUGUGAAAUCACUGAUCCCUCUGAUGACCACACCCUGCCCAGACUCAUUGAGGUGUUGGAAAAGCGGCACAGGAUCAGGCAAAUGAUGACUGAAGAGUACAGUAAAACUGCCAACAUGCUGAAAUCCAUGCUUCAGGAGUUUGAUAGUAACCUCAUGGCUAAAGAGAAUUUUAUCCAUGAACAGAGGGGAAAGUUGGGAGAAAAGGAUAAAAUGAUUCAAAGCCAAAAGACUGAAAUUGAUCGGUUGGAGAAGAAGUCAAAAAUGCUUGAAUAUAAGAUUGACAUUUUACAAAAAACUACAAAUAUUUAUGAAGAAGACAAGCGCUCCUUGCAGCAUGAACUGGAAAAUAGAGAACAGAAGCUCCAGAGGGAGCUCUCAGAAAAGAAACGCAUGGAAGCCCGCAUGCAGGGAAUGGUCACUGACACCAAACUGAAAUGGGAGAAAGAGUGUGAGAGGCGUGUCCAGGCCAAGCAGCUGGAGAUGCAGAACAAGCUGUGGGUGAAGGAUGAGAAAUUGAAGCAGCUGAAGGCCAUAGUGACGGAGAGUAAAACGGAGCGGCCAGAGAAGCCCCAGCGUCCAAGCCGUGAGAAAGACAGGGUCCCGAUUAAGCGCUCUGCUUCGCCUUCACCAGUGCCUACUGCCCCGCCGGUUCGGCCCCCCCACAGACGCUCAAACUCAGCGGGUGGGGAGAGAUGGGUAGAUCACAAACCAGCUUCUAAUUUGGAGUUAGACACUGUAAUGCAGCCAAACAUACCCAAUGCAAUCAAGGUUUCUGCACCCAACGAGAAAGCGUUGUCUAAAUGCGACAAGUAUGUGCUGACUCACCAGGAGGUUGCAUCUGAUGGAGAAAUUCAGACCAAACUAAUCAAGGGAGAAGUGUUUAAAACCAGAGGUGGGGGUCAGGCUGUUCAGUUCACAGACAUCGAGACUCUGAAACAGGAAUGUCCUGUGGCUCCCAGUCGUAAGAGGAGAUCUUCUGGCAAUGACCCCCCACAAACUGAAGCUAUGGAUGGUGACUGGACAGAUGUGGAAACAAGGUGCUCUGUGGCUGUCGAAAUGAGAGCUGGCUCAAACCUGGGCCCUGGAUACCAGCAUCAUGGAAAUCAAAAACGCAGAAAACCAUGACCUGCAUGUUCAUCAGCAACAAAGUCACUUAUUUCUCACUGUGCUUAAGUGCAAUAACUUUCACUUUACACUAUGUUUGGAAAAAUGUAAAUAUUCUGCAACAUUUUAAUGUAUACAGUGGCUACAUCUACAAAUCAUUUGAUUUGCACUUGUGAUGCUCUCUGACAUGCUGUCUGGGGUUUUGUAAUACUACUGUUACUCUUUGCUAUUUAUGCAAUUUUUUUGGGGUUUAAGCAUGUUAGCUGUAGAUCAUUUGUUUGUAACCUUUUUAAACCAAAUCUUCCUAUUACCUGCCCCAAACAAUGUUAUACAUAUUGCUUACCCUAUCCUUUCUCAAAAAGGCUGUUUAGAAAAGGUAUGCAAGAAGGUGACAGUUCAAUCAUACUCUGUAUUAAAAUUAUUUGCCCUUGUCCUAAUUGCAUACCAAUUGAUGUAGUACUGAUGGCCAAUAUUAAAGGCAGUUAGACAACCGCACUAUGUAUGGCUAUUCAUUCAAGGUCAGAGUUAAAACAGGCCCCUGCUCAUAAUAAAAAUGGAACAAAUCCUUGGUUGUACUACUCUGUGAUCCUCAAGGACCUGUAAAGGCUUCUCAUGAACCUGAAAUUUUUAUAUUAAGUCCCCAACUGUCACACUUGCUUUACUGAUGUUGAAUUAAAAUUUCUGUUCCAAUGUUUGAGGAAAACAUGAGCUAAACCAGUAUAAAACACUAGUGAUAUCAGACAUUACAUGAAAUGGAAACCCUCACCCCCCAUUGGAUGAGGCUUCUCCUGUUCCAUCAGUAUCACACAACAGCACCUGAUUGCAGAAAACUCUUGUCUUGGGGCUUACCAUCAUCAUGAUCCCCUGCAGUGGAAAAGUGUUCUGAAGCUGAAAUGAUAAAGGAAAGCCAGCAUCCUUACAAAUGAGGUACUGUGAUUUGAUUUAUCAUAAUGGUUCACAUGGAGCUCAGCAAAGAGGGGUUACAAGAAUUACCUAACUUGGCACUGUUCUAAUACAGGUUCUUUAUACGGGUGGUUCCCAAUUUCGAGGGGGUUACAUUCCCCGAAACCCAUAAGUCAAAUGCAUUUAAUACACAAUGCAGAUGGGGAGAUCCAGAGCACUGUUACUCUCAUGAGGCUGGGUAGCAUCACUUGCUGAUGAAAAAAAUCUUAAAUUUGAAGUACGGUUUCUACUGAAUGUCUUACCAGCUCACCAUUGUAAAUCAGGGACCUCCUGUAUAGCACAUUGAAAAGCAGCUUGUCAAAGCACUUUACACUACCCCCCAUAUUGUCCCCCAUUCUCUUACCACCUACCAUCUCACUCAUCACUGUAGCCUCUUCACAACGGACAGCUCACGCACUAUAGUAACUUCAUGAACAGUCAUGGAUUUUAAGCCGCCGGACAUCAAAUGCAGGCUCCUUCUAGAAGACCCUGUUCAGUGGAUUAAGGAGGAGUUUCUCAAAAUGUUCCUUCAACCACUAAACAGCCUCCCCAGGAAAAGUCAGUAGUUCCACACUCUUGCUGAGCAGAGCCUGGGCUGGAUCAUGAUGGACCGCUCCACUAACAGACCAUCACCUUGGCGUGGUAGUAGGACUUGUCUCGCUGAAUCUCAGCACUUUGACAUGUGAAGCAUUGUCCUUUUAGUAGGGUCUGCUGUGGUGAACAGGUCUGAGAGGAGAGUCUAGAAAAAGUAGCCUGCAAAGAUUUCCACGAGUACAACUAAAAACUAAGUGAAUCCUGCCUAGGCUACAGUUACUGGGACCCUCUCCUAGAACAAGACAAGAUGCACUGGGUGUCACCCACGUAACCUUCUCAAUCUAAAAAAUUAAAAUGACAAGAAAACUAAGUGAACAGCUUUUAAAAAUUACAACAAAAGCAUUACCUACAGCCAAUAUCAAAAACCAGGUAUGAGCCAAGGUAAACCACCAAUCGCAAGAACAAACGCACACAACGCGUUCACCUGCCCAUAAACACAGACACCAAUUCACCUGAACAGAUGUCUUUGGACUGUGCAAGAAAAUCCCUUAGAGCAAAGGGAAAACAUUCAAACUCCA